Mugil cephalus (flathead mullet) is the source of this 3204-nucleotide messenger RNA. Its product is annotated as protocadherin gamma-A2-like. The transcript has a single exon. Gene Ontology annotation, cellular component: plasma membrane. Bases 754 to 3204 code for a protein of 816 amino acids. The record is from RefSeq and is a predicted model, not a curated record. Gene Ontology annotation, biological process: homophilic cell-cell adhesion. Lineage: Eukaryota; Metazoa; Chordata; Actinopteri; Mugiliformes; Mugilidae. Gene Ontology annotation, molecular function: calcium ion binding.
UUCCCGGAAAGUUUCCUUCCCAUGGCUUUUGAGCAGUAUGUGUAGUGUUAAAGUUUUCCCUCAGUUGAUUCAUUUCAGUACCGCGGACAGCGACUUUAGUUUUUGGUACAUUAAUGGUACAUGAAUACAGUUGUUUCAACAGUUUUCACGUUUUUUUAUCUUUCUGUCUUUCUUUGUUGUUUCUCUUAUGAACACUAUUUCUAUUUAUUUUUCAAUGCGGUUAUAUUUUUUUCCUUUUAUCUCUCUGUCCUUCCCUCUGUACAUGCGAAUUGCGUAUGUGUGUUGGUCCUGCAUACUCAAGGAGUAUCUGAUGAAUGCAUGGUCUGUGGCUGAGUGGAUUUAAAAUUUAAAUAUCCUCUCGUAUGGUACUCUAUGUUAAAGAAGAAUACAUUUAUUACAUGUCUGACGGCAAUUCUUAGAAAAUUUCUAUCUUACAGUGGCGUUAUAAGAACCUUUCCACAUGUUUCCUUUCGAGGUUUCAUAGUUGAAAUUUACUUGAUGCUCUGCAGUUUUGUUACAUGGACUCUUAGGGACGCUGUUGACCAUAGUGUUGAGGACUGAGACCAUAUUAACAACAGCACCUCCCAUAAAACGUCGACAUAAGACAGAGAGAACACAGCGGACAAAUAUCGGGCAAUUCUGUUCGAGGAGGAUUACUGACAAGGAAGAUUUCAUUAACAAAACGUCUUACAGUGAUCUUCUCGUGUAGCUUUUGAUUUCCCCUUUACAUUGGAAUAUAAAUGCUUUACAUUUAUGGGAUAUAUGGAGACUGAAUCUCACUUACGGAGAACAUCGGAUGGAACAAUGAAUCGGGAAAUACUGCUGUUGAUGUCGCUCCUUUUCCUCGACUCGGUGUUCGCGCAGGUCAGCUACUCUGUUCCGGAGGAGAUGGUUAAGGGAUCCUUAGUUGGAAAUAUAGCACAGGAUUUAGGUUUGGAAACUAAACGUUUGGUAACAGGCAAGGCCAGGAUUUAUACUAGGAACAGCGACGAGUACAUCGAGCUGAACAGAGAAAGAGGAGUCCUGCUCGUUAAGGAGCGAAUCGACCGAGAGGCGCUGUGUACAGAGACGACGCUUUGUGCUUUACAUUUUCAGAUUAUUUUGGAGAAUCCUAUGGAGUUUUACACCGUUACAGUCCAGAUCACUGAUAUUAACGAUAAUGCACCAACCUUUGAAAAAGGUGAAGUGGAUUUCAGAAUCAGCGAAUCGGCCGCGAUCGGUGCAAAAUUUGUCCUAGAAAGGGCGGAGGAUCUUGAUGUUGGGAUAAAUGGCGUUCAAAGCUACGAAUUAAAACCCUCAGGUAAUUUUGCUCUCAAGCUGCACAAUAAUGUAGAUGGAAAUAAAAACGUUGAGAUGGUGUUACAGAAGGCUUUAGACAGAGAGAAAGAGGAACAGAUAUCUCUUGUUUUAACUGCUGUAGAUGGAGGAGAGCCGCAGAUGUCAGGAACAAUGCUGAUUGUCAUUACAGUGUUAGAUGUUAAUGAUAAUGCUCCAGUUUUUACACAGCAAACCUAUAAAGCUACAGUUACUGAGAAUUCACCCAGAGGGACAGUCGUUGCUAGUGUUACAGCAUCUGAUGCAGAUCAAGGAUCAAACAGUAAGAUAACCUAUUCAAUUACAAAUACACUGGGAAAUGUCAGAAAAAUAUUUGAGAUAAGCAAGGAAACCGGUGAAGUUACUUUAAUUGGAAACAUUGACUUUGAGAAAUCUAAGCAUUUUCAAAUAAAUCUACGUGCAAGUGACGUUGGAGGACUCACUGACUCUUGCAAAUUAAUUGUUGAUGUGCAAGAUGUAAAUGACAACAAACCUGAAAUUAAUAUAAUGUCAAAGUCAACGAUGAUAUCAGAGGAUGCUGAACUUAACACAGUGGUUACUAUGAUAAAUAUUGAGGAUUUGGAUUCAGGAGACAACGGAAAUGUAAGAUGCUUUACCAGUGUAAAUUUACCAUUUAUGUUAAAAACAUCAACAAAUAAUUUCUAUAGUUUAGUGACAGACAGUGAUUUAGACAGAGAGAGAGCCUCCGAAUAUAAUAUCACAGUGACCUGCUCUGAUGAGGGAGUGCCCUCCCUCUCCAGCAGCGUCACUCUCACCUUACAGAUCUCAGAUGUGAAUGACAACGCACCUGUCUUUGAGAGGAGCUCAUAUGAGGCCUACAUUGUAGAAAACAACACACCAGGAUUCUCUAUAUUCACAGUGAAAGCCAGGGACACAGACUGGAACCAGAAUGCCCGUGUUUCUUACAUACUGGAGGACUCCUCUGUUAAUGGAGUGCCAGUCUCCUCAUAUGUGUCCGUUAGUGCUGAUAGUGGAGUCAUCCACGCAGUGCGCUCUUUUGACUAUGAGCAGAUCAAAGAUUUCCAGUUCCACGUUAAAGCUCAGGAUGGAGGCUCUCCUCCCCUCAGUAGCAACGUGACAGUGAAAAUAAUGAUCCAGGACCAGAAUGACAACCCUCCUCAGGUUCUGUAUCCAGUCCAGACUGGUGGCUCUCUGGUGGCUGAGAUGGUUCCUCGUUCAGCAGAUGUGGGCUAUCUGGUGACUAAAGUGGUGGCUGUUGAUGUGGACUCUGGACAGAAUGCCUGGCUCUCCUAUAAACUACAGAAAGCCUCAGACAGGGCGCUGUUUGAAGUGGGCUUACAGAAUGGAGAAAUCAGAACUAUCCGCCAAGUGACUGAUAAAGAUGCUGUGAAACAAAGACUGACUGUUAUAGUGGAGGACAACGGGCAGCCCUCUCGUUCAGCUACAGUCAUUCUUAACGUGGCGGUGGCGGACAGCUUCCCUGAAGUGCUGUCGGAGUUCACUGACUUUCCACACGACAAGGAGUACAAUGACAACCUGACUUUUUACUUAGUGUUGGCUCUGGCUGUAGUUUCCUUCCUCUUCAUCACGUGUUUAGUGGUUAUCAUAUCAGUGAAGAUCUACAGGUGGAGGCAGUCUCGCAUCCUGUAUCACUCCAACCUCCCUGUGAUUCCAUAUUAUCCACCACGUUACUCAGACACUUUGGGGACAGGGACUCUCCAACACGUGUACAAUUACGAGGUGUGCAGGACGACUGACUCCAGAAAGAGUGACUGUAAGUUCGGCAGAGCUGGUAGUCAGAACGUGUUGAUAAUGGACCCCAGUUCAACAGGGACGAUGCAGCGGAUACAGACUGAGAAGAGCAUCCUGGAUGAACCAGACUCUCCUCUAGAGGUUAGACUUUCUUAA